GUGGGGCGGGGCUGUCACUGAAUUGUUACGUGCCGACGGUCCACAUCGGUGUGGCGGCUGUUGGAACCGUCGCGAGAAGCCCUCCCAUCGAACCGCUUGCCUCGGGACCCAAAGGGCUCGCAGGAGAGGCCGGGACGAAUUCGUCGGGGAGAAGUCGUCAAACUGCGUGACAGCUUGUCACCGAGAGUGGUGUUUUGUUUUUUUUUCGACUCAAGAGGAGCGCUUGUUCACACACAGUUUCAAGAUACAGGUUUGGUGGACACAAUGGAGGACGAACUGAUGUUCAGCAUGGAGGAGGAGGGCAGUAGCAGCAGGUCCUCAGACAAAAGGAGUGCGCCCAAACAUCGGGUGUCCUCGCUCACCGACGACGAUGACGGUGAGGAGGACGACGGUUUCAUCUGCUCCAUCCUGGACGACCCUGUCCGAGACAUCUGUCACUACAUGCAGAACAUGGUCAACAACCACCAGCUUUCAAACUCGCUGCCCAAGACAGAAUUCUUGUACAGGAAUCAAACAGAGCAUUUGGCGGAAGGUUCGUACCACGUUUUGUCUGAGAGUGCACGGGAGACGUGGAAAAACGCUAUUAUGAAGGCCAAAGCCAUGCCGGACCCCUGGGCCGAAUUUCACCUGGAGGACAAAGAAACCGAACCCUGUUUGCGCUACAGGUAUAACGCCAUCACAGGCGAAUGGGCCCAAGACCGAGUCCAGAUCAAGAUGGCUGCACAGCCAUUUGGCAGAGGAGCCAUGAGGGAGUGCUUCAGAACGAAGAAGCUGUCCAGCUUCUCGCACAGCCACAACUGGAAGACUGCCUGCAACUACGUGGCCAAGCGUUACAUGGAGACGGUGGACCGGAACGUCUACUUUGAAGACGUCCGGCUCCAGAUGGAGGCUAAACUUUGGGGUGAGGAGUUCAAUCGCCACAGGCCUCCCAAACAGGUGGACAUCAUGCAGAUGUGCGUGGUAGAGAUGACAGAGAGGCCCGGAAAGCCGCUCUUCCACCUGGAGCAUUACAUCGAGGGCAAGUACAUCAAGUAUAACUCCAACUCAGGCUUUGUGAGGGAUGACAACAUCAGACUGACACCGCAGGCUUUUAGUCACUUCAGCUUUGAGCGUUCUGGGCACCAACUGAUCGUAGUGGACAUCCAGGGCGUUGGUGAUCUCUACACCGACCCUCAGAUUCACACAGAAAAGGGAACCGACUUUGGCGACGGGAAUCUUGGCGUGCGAGGCAUGGCGCUCUUCUUCCACUCUCAUCUCUGCAACAAGAUCUGCAAAAGCAUGGGCCUGACGCCUUUCGACCUGUCCCCGAUUGAGAGGCAGCAGCUGGACUGCACCAACAAACUUCUGAAAUCAGCCAAGACGGUGCUGAGAGGCUGCGAGGAACAGUGCGGUUCCCCUCGCGUCCGCACCAUGUCCGGCAGCCGGGUGCCGCCGCUGCUGUCCCGCCUGUCCGAGACAUCGUCCAUGGACGAGAGCAUGAGCGACACGGACUCGGUGCCCUGCUCCCCGCUGGUGGCGCCCGCCUACAUGGCGAGGUCUCCGGCCGCUUUUACAGGGUUAUCCUUCACCGGGAUGUACGAACAGGAACGAAUCGACAACGCAGGGGAACACAGGGAGUCGGACAGCGGCGGGGACAGCGGAUACCCCAGCGAGAAGAGAAGUGAGGGAGAUCCCAACGACCGCCCAGAUGGGGCCCGCCACCACUACCAAAGACAUUAUUCUGAGUCGGACGAGGACAGUGUCAGACGGCUGACGGAAGAAAAGUGGAGCUUCUUCCACUCGUCCCGCGCUCACGUGCACAGAUCCUCCUGCGUUGCCACCGAGAUGGAGCGACUCAACUCGCUAAUGCAGAAGCGUAUUGGGCAGUCUAUCCUUGGAAAGGUUCACCUGGCCAUGGUGCGCUACCACGAGGCGGGACGCUUCUGCGAGAAGGACGAGCAGUGGGAUGAGGAUUCGGCCAUGUUUCACCUGGAGCGAGCCGCCCAGUGCGGCGAGCUGGAGGCCAUCGUGGCCAUCGGCCAGUGCUGCCUGCAGCUGCCCCACCACAUCCUGCCCAAUAUGGAGCUGGAGGACAACGCCGGAAACCGAAUGAAAGGCUUCAAGUAUCUCCUGCAGGCUGCCGAAGCAGGCGACCGAUCAUCCAUGAUCAUCUUGGCCCGAGCUUUUGACACGGGUGUUAAUCUGUCGGCAGACAGACAUCAGGACUGGCAGGAGGCAAUCCACUGGUACGACAGCGCGUUGAACAUGGAUGAGCACGACGAGGGCGGCGAGUUCGACGGCAUGCAGGAUGAGUCUCGUUACCUCCUGCUGGCCAGGGAGGCUGAGAUGUUUAUGGUGGGGGGCUACAACCUCACGGCGGACCCACAGAAAGCAGGCGACCUGUUUACAGAAGCCGCAGAGGCUGCCAUGGAGGCCAUGAAAGGGCGCUCGGCAAACCAGUACUACAUGAAAGCCGAAGAGGCGUGGGCGCUAGUGGAGGAGUAACUCUACUUGUGCACACUUUUACCACAAAAGAAAAGCACUUCAAGUGUCCCGCCUGACCCAAAACGAGUUGCGUUUACAUCAUUUUUUAUAUAACAGGUUUUUAGUUAACAGUGCUUUGCGAGUUUGCAUGUUUAAUCAAGCCUUCCAGCAUUUAAGCUUCAUCGGGUUUUCUGCGCAAGAUUCUCUUUUUUGAGGGAAAGUUGCUGUUUCCAUGUUGAGUUUGUCUUCUGUGAAUGUCGUCAUGGAGCCAAAACCACAUUACUAUUCGAAAAGUGUGUAUGAAAACAAUAAUUACUUAUGUGACCGUAAAAAAAUAAAGUUUGCAUUGAAUUUCAUGAA
Molecule: messenger RNA, 2823 nt
Organism: Syngnathus acus (greater pipefish)
Lineage: Eukaryota; Metazoa; Chordata; Actinopteri; Syngnathiformes; Syngnathidae
Gene: eef2k
Product: eukaryotic elongation factor 2 kinase
Exons: 19
Coding region: 265-2484 (739 amino acids)
Biological process (GO): protein phosphorylation
Molecular function (GO): ATP binding; elongation factor-2 kinase activity; calmodulin binding
Source: RefSeq, a predicted model, not a curated record